This is a messenger RNA of Juglans regia (Persian walnut), 2173 nucleotides long. Its product is annotated as homeobox-DDT domain protein RLT1-like. Gene Ontology annotation, molecular function: DNA binding. NCBI's taxonomy places the organism in Eukaryota, Viridiplantae, Streptophyta, Magnoliopsida, Fagales, Juglandaceae. The record is from RefSeq and is a predicted model, not a curated record. The transcript has 8 exons. Bases 220 to 1791 code for a protein of 523 amino acids.
AUUGGAACCAGCAUAGCAUAUGGGAACAAGGAAUUCCCUCUGCCUUCCCACCUUGUACCAGAAACUCUUUCGUUUCCAUUAGGAAAUUGAUUGGAUGUAAAAAAAAAAUUCGCAUUUUCUCUGGCUUCAAGCUUGUUGGGCUAAUGGGUUUUGCUUUUCGAGCCAACGGAAUCCGGUACUUCCAUCAAGAUUGAAAGAAUCACCAGGAUUUCACUCAACAUGGAAGAAUCAAGUGGAGUGCACUCUGAAGAGAAUAAAUCAUCUAUGGAUAAAGAUAGGAAAAGAAGGCUCAAGACACCUGCCCAAGUUAUGGCUUUGGAAAAAUUCUAUGAUGAUCACAAAUACCCAACGGAAGAAAUGAAGUCCCAACUUUCAGAGCAGAUAGGAUUGACAGAAAAGCAAAUAUCUGGAUGGUUUUGUCACAGAAGGUUAAAAGACAAAAAACUGUUCAGAGAUGAAGCUUGUCCUAGUGGACGACAAGAUCAUUCAGGUGCUGUUAUUCAGGAUCGUGGCAGUGGACUUGUACAAGAUUCAUGUGGCAGCACAAAACAUGGUGAUUAUAGGCACAUUGAUCCAAGGGAAGUUGAAAGCCGAAGGCUCUAUCGCAAUGAUUUUCCAGCUGCAGACCUCACCUAUGAGCAUGCUACUCAUUAUACAGGAACUGUCAGUGGCACAGAUAAUACGUCUUCAGAAAGUAGCUCAUCUUCACAAGACAGGUUGUUUUGCCAAACUGAGGAUCCAGAUGAUAGGGAAAAUUCUAGAUACCUAACACAUAAUGGAGUCAUUGCACCCAUAAAUGCUACUAGUGAAAAAGUGAUUGGAUAUAAGCCAUCAGGAUACUUGAAAGUGAAGGGUGAAAUUGAAAAUGCUGCUGUUACUGCUGUUAAGAGACAAUUGGGGCGUCAUUAUCGAGAGGAUGGUCCGCUGCUUGGUGUGGAAUUUCAACCACUUCCUCCCGGUGCAUUUGAGUCUCCAAUUAGGAAUACCAUCCGUGAACCUUACUAUGUUGGGAAUCCUUCCCUUCCCCAUUCUCCAGAUAUCUCUGGACCGGAAAGGCAACCCAGUCUCAGCAAUAGAUAUGAGAUGUACAAUUCCAAUAUGGGUUCACAGGAUUUAUAUAUUGAAAGGGAAAAUUGUGGCAGCAUGCAUGGCUCUGACAAUCAGGACAAGAUAUCUCAUCCCCAAUUCAAACAGAAUUCAACUGUUCUCAACCAUACAAAACCUUUCUGUAAGCAGAACUCUUUCUCUGAUCUGUAUGAAGAUUCUGCAGGAGAAACCACUGUUUACAGCAAUAAGAGGAAUCAAAGAAUGAGCGGUAAGCAUGAUGUUGAAGGGAUGAGGACUGAUGCCAUUGCUAAUCGUCACACUCAUUAUGAUGGGAAAAUUGCAAGUGAGUUGCAUGAUUAUGAUAAUGUCAGCCCCAACAUCAUCCAUAUGAGUGAAAAAGUCAAAUUGAAGCCUUCGAUAUUGAUUCGUAAGCCCUGCGAAUCAGUGGAUACAGAUACAGAAGAGAGGGGGUUAUCUAUGAGGAUGAAAAAGAAGGAGAAAGUCAAUGGAAAACUCAAGGGUAUUAAAGAAUAUGGAAACCAAGUUAACUUAAAGAUGCAUCCAACAAAGGAAAUGAUGGUUGCAAAACGAGUCAGACCUGAUCUUCCGAAAACAGGCUAUGUGAAAAAAGCAUCAUUCACCGGAAUGCCGACAUGGAAACAUCGGAGCAAAGGAUCUGUCAUGGAGAUCCCGUCUAGCUUUAGCGAGGAUGAAACUGCAGAAACCAGCUCUUCCCUGGAAUAGGAGCCAGUAGUUGAUGGAUGGUAGAAAGCUUUAAUGUUCUCAAAGCGAUGGGCAUGUACAGUCCAAUGCAGAAUCACUUCUUUGUAGUUACAAGGGAAGCACCACUUACCAUUAUCAUCAUCAGCAACAAAAUCUCAGUUCACUGGCUAGCAAUUUCUUUUGCAGUUGCAGUGCUCACCUGUUUAUAUGUGUAGAAAGAAUUCCUUUUUUUAAUUUUCAUUUGAAUUUUACUGCUUCACAGAGGAAAAUGUUGGUAAUGAACGCUUGGCUGUAAGAUUCAUAUGCCUGGAUCUGCAAAGGAUCAAGGCAUGGAAAACAAAAACCAUGGCAGUGCUUUCUGCCCUAGACUUGUUUUGAUUUGUUAAUCACUGGAAUUAGCCUA